UUAUCUAUGACAUUGAAUAAACUUUACUCCCACGUGUGUUUUGUUUUUUGAAUUAACUAUACCAGAGGAAUUAAAUUACCCUUUUUAUACUUUGAAUAUUUUUUUUAUUGUUUAAUUUUAAUGCAUAAUGGUAGAGUGUUAUCAACAUAACGUUAGAUUUUACAGUGUAGAGCCUAGGGCUAUACAUUGUGUGUCGUAUGAGGAGAGUCUCAGGAAGAUUGCCCUGUCCAGGGCGGACAGCUCCGUGGAGGUGUGGGACGUGGCGGGCGCGCCUCACGUGCAGUGCGUGCUGCCGGCGGGCCCCAGCCACUCGGUGGAGGCGCUGGCCUGGUGCGAGGGGCGUCUCUUCAGCGCGGGGCAGCUCGGCCUCGUGAGGGAGUACGACCUGCGGCGACUGUGCGCUAAGCGUGACGUCCCAGUGACGGCCGGACCGGCGUGGUGUCUCGACGUCAACCGCAGCAAGACGCAGCUGGCUGUUGGAACAGAGAACGGAUAUGUCAAUAUUUUCGAUGUGGCCCAUAAUGAAUUGACAUACUUGAAGAUCCUUGACAAACAAGAAGGCAGGAUCCUCUGCAUCGCCUGGCACCCGUCGGGCCGGGCCGUGGUGACGGGCGGGCUGGACGCGAUACGCAUCUGGAGCGUGGCGUCGGGCCACGCGGAGCAGCGCAUCAGCGUGGGCCGCGCCGAGGCCGGCAAGGAGACCGUGGUGUGGUGCGUCGCCGUCACGCGCCACUUCACCAUCGUCACCGGGGACUCGCGAGGCUACACCUGCUUCUGGGACGGCAACGCGGGGGCCCAGCUGGACGGCUUCUGCAGCCACAAGGCGGACGUGCUGUCGGUGUGUCUGAACGAGGAGGAGGACACCGUCUACUGCGCAGGUGUGGACCCGGUGAUAGUGAGCUUCUCGCGGGUGCUGCUGAAGGACAGGGGCAGGAGCCAGUGGGUGCGCUCUGUGGAGCGUAGGGUACACAUCCAUGACGUGAGGGCCAUGGUCUGUGCUGGGAAAUGCCUCUUCUCCGCAGGAGUGGACGGCUACUUGGCCGUGAGUUCAUACCCGCCCAAGGUCAUGCACAAGUACCCACCGACACUGCAGGCGGGCAGCGUGCAGCUGAGCGGGCAGUCGCGCUGCCUGCUGCUACGCUACCCGGAGCGCCUGGAGGUCUGGCGGCUGGGCAGGGCAAUGCCAGACGGGGAGGAGCCCGGCCCCCUGCCCCUGGCCCAGGAGCCCGUGCAGCUGCUGCAGCUGCGUGCGCGGCCCGGGGAGCUGCUGCAGAGCGCGGCCCUCAGUCCCGACUGCCGCUGGCUGGCUCUCUCCACCACCUCUCGCCUGCAGCUUUACGCCGUCUCUCAGGGCGAAGGGGACGUCCCUCAGCUGUGCAAGAGCAGGUUCCAAGGCAAGGACAGCGAGCCGUGCCACGCCAUGCUGUUCUCGGGCGGCGGCCACUUCGCGGUGCUGGCCAGCAACGCGGGCUUCCUGGAUGUGUACCAGACGAGCCACGAGGCGGUCGUGUGGCUGCGCACCGUGCACUCUCCCUCCAACCCAGUCCUGAGCGACACGGUGAAGCUGCUGGCGGUCUCGGAGGGCGACAGGCACUUGGCUGCGGCCGACUGCAGCAGCAACAUAGCCGUGUGGAGCACCGCCAGCUGGCAGGUGCAGUUCAGGCUGCCGCGCCACGGGCACGCCCCCACGGCCAUGAGCUUCCACCGCGCCAGGCACCUGGUCGUCGUCUACGCCGACCAGAAGAUUGUUGAGGUCAUGUUGAAGACGGGAAAAUUCACAAAGUUUUCAAAACGACUGAGCAAGAAGGUGCCUGUGGAGUGGUCGUCGCGUACGUUCCCGGUCACCAACGUCACGUUUGAUCCACGCAACAAGAACUUGAUCAUCCUCCACGACGACAACUUGUUGUGUGUGAUCAACAAGGACGAGGAGAGCGACGAAGUGAAUGCUAAGGUUGCGCGCGGCAGUAACCUGGAGCUGUCCGACAGCACAGACCUGGACGCGCACGCAUCGUCGGAGCGGCAGCAGGCCUUCACCUUCAGGAGGUUCAAGCACCUGGUGCACGCACAGUGGCUGGGCCGGGACGAGCUGGUGGUGGUGGAGGUGAGCCCUCAGUCCCUCCUGGCCAAGCUGCCCCCGACACUCAAGCAGAAGACCUGUGGCAUGUGAUGGUGAUUGUCGCAGUGUGUGUUGGAGGGUGGUGAGGGACAGUGGUUGUGUUGGCAGCACCUGGUGCACGCACAGUGGCUGGGCCGGGACGAGCUGGUGGUGGUGGAGGUGAGCCCUCAGUCCCUCCUGGCCAAGCUGCCCCCGACACUCAAGCAGAAGACCUUCGGCAUGUGAUGCCAGCGACCUCUUUCCUGUACCUUGUUGAAAAUAAAUCCUUUAUGUUUCAUUAA
Messenger RNA from Bacillus rossius redtenbacheri, 2397 nucleotides. RefSeq names its product U3 small nucleolar RNA-associated protein 4 homolog (gene l(3)72Dn). Gene Ontology annotation, cellular component: small-subunit processome; t-UTP complex; 90S preribosome. The transcript is spliced from 15 exons. The record is from RefSeq and is a predicted model, not a curated record. Bases 128 to 2167 code for a protein of 679 amino acids. Lineage: Eukaryota; Metazoa; Arthropoda; Insecta; Phasmatodea; Bacillidae. Gene Ontology annotation, molecular function: RNA binding; protein binding. Gene Ontology annotation, biological process: maturation of SSU-rRNA from tricistronic rRNA transcript (SSU-rRNA, 5.8S rRNA, LSU-rRNA).